This is a messenger RNA of Colletotrichum karsti, 1191 nucleotides long. RefSeq lists its product as uncharacterized. The record is from RefSeq and is a predicted model, not a curated record. Bases 1 to 1191 code for a protein of 396 amino acids. Lineage: Eukaryota; Fungi; Ascomycota; Sordariomycetes; Glomerellales; Glomerellaceae. The transcript has 3 exons.
AUGAAGUAUACCUCUGCUCUCCUGGCCUUGGCUGCCACCGUCAUUGCCACCGAUGACUGGGAUCACGACAAGGGCAAAGACAAGACCAAGACCAUCACUACGGAGAUCACCACGACGAUAACAACUCUGUGCCCGAUCACCAAGACGCACCAUGGGCCUGGCACGACCUACUACGAGACGGUCACCGAGACUUCAACUCUGACGACCAAGAUUCCAACUGUGAUCUAUGAGACAGUUCCCGGACCUACUGAGCACGUCACCAAGACUGACACGGACUACACCACGUACACCAGCUGGUGCCCGAUUACCAAGACUGUGACUGGUGAUGGCCACACAUAUGUGACCACCGUGACUGAGCUCUCAACCAUCAUUGAGAAGAAGCCCACCAAGGUCUACGAGACUGUUCCUGGCCCAACAGCCGUCGUCACCGAGACCGACAAGGAGUUGACCACCAUCACCAAGUUCAUUCCGCACACCAAGACCAUCACCCAGGAGGGGAAGACCUACACCACCACAAUUACCGAGACCGAGGUGAUCGUGACGAAGGUCCCCACGAAGGUGUACGAGACUGAGAAGCUUCCUGAUGUCACCAAGACGGAGAAGGACGUUGAGUACACGACUUUGACCACUCUUUGCCCCGUAACGGAGACGAAGAUCGUCGAUGGUCACACUGAGACGAUUGUGUACACCACGACCUCCACCAUCGUGACCAAGGUCCAGACGACAGUGGAUGUCUACACCACCCUCAAGACUACCAAGCACGUGGAGACCGAAGUCUACGAGACCAUUACGAAGCCCGAGACCACCUACAAGACCGUCGAGCACGGCGAGACGAUCUGGGUCACGAGCACGGGCACGAAGAAGAUUUACGUCACUGCCCUGAAGACCAUCACUGAGGUCAUCCCCGUAACCUCAACAAAGCACAUCGACGUCACUGUCCCUGUCACUGUUGGAGGCGAGGAGGUCGUCACUCAAAAGUCCUGGGUCUUCGUCACUGUCUCCGGCACCGUCCACCAGACUUUGACCAACGCCCCCUCGACUGUCGUAGUCCCGACAACAAGUGCUGUCACGGUUCCGGGAACGGCUGCGUCAACAGCCCCGGUUGUUGUCCCUACGGCUGCCGCCAACGCCCAGAAGGCUCCUGCUGCGGCCUUCUUGGCCGGCCUCUUCGGCGCCGUCGCCCUUCUGUGA